AUGGAGCAUCUCUUUGGGGUUUUGCUGGGUUUGAUGCUGGCGGUAGCUUCAUCAGUGCAGAGCAACUCUACCUGUGCGACCAACAAGUGUGCCCAGGGCGCAUCUGGGAACUGCACCUGCACACUGGCAGGUUCAAAUCACAAGGCAGACUGUUCAAUGCUGACUUCAGAAUGCUUGCUGAUGAAGGCAGAGAUGAUCCCCCUGAAGGAGAAGCACUUCUGGGCCCGUCCCUGUGCACUGUUGGAUAAUGACAGCAUUUACAAUCCAGACUGCGAGGACAGUGUUGUCUUCAAAGCCAGGCAGUGCGAUCAAACCAGUAUUUGCUGGGGUGUGAACACUCCUGCAGUAAGAAGAACUGAAAAGGGUGACAAACGCCCGAGUUGCGGUGAAGGGGUUAGAACAAGCUGGAUCUACAUUGAGAUCAAGCACAAAAAAAGGUCCAGUGCCUUUGAUGUUCCCGAUGUAGCAAACGCCCCGAAACAUCCGUCUGAGAGCCAGUGCAAACUGCACCCCAAGUACAUUGCAGCCAUUCAGUAUGAUUCCCCAUUUAUCCAGAUCUGCCUGAACCAGAAUGAGAAAUCUCAGUGUCAUGUAGAUACAGCCGAUGCAGCCUCUUACUUUGGAGAAGAUACAGAAGACAACUCCCUAUUUCAUUCUAACAGCACACUGACUGCCAGUGGAGAUGCUCUGGAUAUUGAAAAACUACGGAUUUACUACAUUGCCAAAAAGCCACCCGAGUUACGCGUGAGACAAAUGAUUGCUGGGGCAGUGGUGAUACUGACUGCUGGCUUUGGCAACGUGCUGGUUAUUCUGAGCUGGCUGUGGGCAAGAGAAUACAAGAAAGCUGAGGUUAAAGAGAUGGGCGAAACAAGAGCACCAAGCUUACAGCUUCCCUGA
Messenger RNA from Opisthocomus hoazin, 897 nucleotides. RefSeq names its product tumor associated calcium signal transducer 2 (gene TACSTD2). Lineage: Eukaryota; Metazoa; Chordata; Aves; Opisthocomiformes; Opisthocomidae. Gene Ontology annotation, cellular component: membrane. The record is from RefSeq and is a predicted model, not a curated record.